AUGAGAUGUCAUCCACCUCACCAGACUACACCUCUUAAAACCAAACUGAGGGAUGAUUCGUAUUCAAGUGCCCCUCUCAGACCCUUCUAAUAGAACCUGUUGGAACAUAAUGCACUCCUUGUGCACACAGGGUUACACAGCGGGAAAAACAUCAGACGAGUUCAAACCAGUUUCCAGGGAACAAUAGCUCCAGAAUGACAAAUCAUGCUGAGGAAAUCGUAAGUGGAAUAUCGAGAGGUGAGCUGUACCAGGAUGGGAGUAGUCACUUACAGCGAAAGUGUGAAUAGUACAUACUACUCUCCCCUGGAUCCCUGGUUGAAGGCCUGUGAAGAGGUACCUGGAAUGUCUGAGCACCACAUAGCAGACCGAGAUGAACAGGUGUGUGACGUGGCCUGCCCUCCCCAGCUCAAUGCACAGACGCUAAGAUAGAGCCACACUCUCAGGUGUGUGACGAGGCCUGCCCUCCCCAGCUCAAUGCACAGACGCUAACAUAGAGCCCCACUCUCAGGUGUGUGACGUGGCCUGCCCUCCCCAGCUCAAUGCACAGACGCUAAGAUAGAGCCCCACUCUCAGGUGUGUGACGUGGCCUGCCCUCCCCAGCUCAAUGCACAGACGCUAACAUAGAGCCCCACUCUCAGGUGUGUGACGUGGCCUGCCCUCCCCAGCUCAAUGCACAGACGCUAAGAUAGAGCCCCACUCUCAGGUGUGUGACGUGGCCUGCCCUCCCCAGCUCAAUGCACAGACGCUAAGAUAGAGUCACACUCUCCCUGGAUAUUGUCUGCUGAAUAGACAUCACUAGUGUGGAAGACACACUGUGGCUGAGUGUCAGUACACUAAAAAGGCAGUGCCUCUUGAGUAUCAAAAGGAAGAAAUAUGAAUCAGUUUUGUGGUCAGGCCAUAUCAGGUUUUAAUGUUUGUAGAGUGCAAUAUCUUCACUCUUUGGCUCCAGCAGACCACACAAACAAAGGGUCAAUGUUCCCGUCUGGAAUGAUUGAUUGAUUUCCGAAUGGUCAGAGACUCCAGGAAAAUGGCAUCUUGGGUUGAACCAAUACCAAACUCAUCCGGUGUGGAAACCACAAGUGCUAUUACGAUAUCAGUCGCGGUGUCAAUCAACUUCACGGGGACACUGACAAUUCUAUGUGUUUUGAUUAAUGAGUGUGUUGCGUCAAUGGCCAGUGGAAAAAAAGGGAAGUUGACCAGACUCUUGAGCAUGCAGGCCACACCCUUGGAGUUUGGCUAAAACACCCAGGCCAGAUCCAGACCAGCCCGAAUUCAGCCAUGGGAUUCAACAGUCAAAUGAGACUGUAAAAAGACUGAGGUAAAGUAGAACCGACGGAAGCACUGGAAUGGAAUGAUAUCGUCAGCCCACUGAUCUGAGACAACUCUUCCCAUUGAGGUCCAAAGACAGGUCUUUCCACACCCACAAGCGGAUGUUCAGAGCUCCAGGACAGAAGUAUUUCCACAUAUACAAGGCAGUUCCAACGUAAAGGAAGGGGGUCCUCGUUUGUCAUCAUGAACUGGGGUGCACUGGAAUCACUCCUCAGCGGGGUCAAUAAAUAUUCCACCGGCUUCGGACGCAUCUGGCUCUCCGUCGUCUUUGUGUUUCGCGUCAUGGUCUUCGUCGUGGCUGCUGAACGAGUCUGGAGCGACGACCAGAAGGACUUUGAUUGCAACACCCGCCAGCCGGGCUGCGCAAACGCGUGCUACGACCUUUACUUCCCGCUGUCCCACACACGCCUUUGGGCGCUGCAGCUCAUCUUCGUCACCUGCCCCUCCUUCAUGGUUGUCAUGCAUGUGGCUUACCGCGAGGAGCGCGAGCGCAAGUACCGCCUGGUGCAUGGGGAGAAUGCCCGGCUCUACGACAACCCGGGCCAGAAACACGGCGGCCUCUGGUGGACCUACCUGCUCAGCCUCUUCUUCAAGACGUUCAUUGAGGCGGCGUUUCUCUAUUUGUUGCACUACAUCUACAACAACUUUGAGCUGCCGAGGCGCGUCCAGUGUGAACUGUGGCCGUGUCCCAACCAGGUGGAUUGCUACAUCGGUCGGCCCACUGAGAAGACCGUGUUCACGUACUUUAUGGUCGGUGCCUCGGCUGUGUGCAUUGUGCUGAACAUCUGCGAGAUCUUCUACCUGAUAGCCAUGCGGAUGCUGAAAAUCUCCCACCGUGGAAGACGCCGCGGCUCGCCUACCAAGAGGUGCUCCGAGCCGGACUGUGGAGGAUGUCCUGCAACACCAGAGACGAACAAUAAGGACAACUUGGCCUUAAUGGAGAAGAAUGGAUCCAUCUUUUGAGCCAGAGAUUCAACUUUUUUGAAGGGGACAUUUAUUUUCUGGCACAGAUCUUUUAUUUGACUUCUCAUUUGUGUUGGAAGCCAAACCAUUUUUUGAUUAGGUGUUUUAUUAUUGUAACGAUUUGUUUCAAUUGACCUAUGAGAUGUUUGAUACUGUAAUACCUGUGCACUCUGUCCUGUUCACAACUGAGUUGUUAAAAAAAAAUGCCCUUAUGAAAGUGAAGACAUUUAAGAGCUUCAUGGUUUGUAGAUUAGGCCAAAUACACCUUGUUCACUGUGGUUUUCGAAUACUUUAUCAAGUGAUCAGUAAUACUUGUUGUUUUUAUCAAUAUUUCAUUAAUAGACUAUGAUGUCCCAGAUGAAGAUGAAGACUUUGAUC
Messenger RNA from Esox lucius (northern pike), 2670 nucleotides. RefSeq names its product gap junction beta-3 protein-like. Gene Ontology annotation, biological process: cell communication. The record is from RefSeq and is a predicted model, not a curated record. The transcript is spliced from 3 exons. NCBI's taxonomy places the organism in Eukaryota, Metazoa, Chordata, Actinopteri, Esociformes, Esocidae. Gene Ontology annotation, cellular component: connexin complex. Bases 1513 to 2292 code for a protein of 259 amino acids.